Messenger RNA from Chanos chanos (milkfish), 2646 nucleotides. RefSeq names its product discs, large (Drosophila) homolog-associated protein 5 (gene dlgap5). The transcript has 13 exons. Bases 1 to 2646 code for a protein of 881 amino acids. Lineage: Eukaryota; Metazoa; Chordata; Actinopteri; Gonorynchiformes; Chanidae. Gene Ontology annotation, cellular component: spindle pole centrosome; nucleus; cytoplasm. The record is from RefSeq and is a predicted model, not a curated record. Gene Ontology annotation, molecular function: microtubule binding. Gene Ontology annotation, biological process: regulation of mitotic cell cycle; signaling; centrosome localization.
AUGGAGUCUCGAUUCGCACACCUUUAUCAACGAGACAGCAGUGUCGCUAUGCUGAGGGUAAAGAUGUCCAGGCGACGUUCUCAAACGCAGAAGGAGAACAGAGAGCGACUGCAGAAUAUCCGUCGAAACCUGGACGGCCUCCCCGAAUUGGACGUCUCCCAGGACAUAUCUGUCAUUGAGAAGUCCGUCAUUUCUGUUAAAGAGGUGCCAUUGAAAGCGACGAAAGAUCAAACUAACAGUGCUGCAGAGGAGAGGAAGAAGAUGUUAGCCCGUUACAAAGAAGCCAAAGCGCUGCAGAGAGAAAAGGAAAAGAGAGCGAAGGAGAAGAAAGGCGGCGUGUUCAAGGUUGGCCUCUAUAAGCCUCAGCCUCUUGGUUACUUACCUUCGAAUUCCCUUGCGUCAGGAAAACCCAAGCCCGCUGAAGCCGAGGGCGCCGCUGCUGCAUGUCCUACGUCUGAUGAGACCAAACGGUCAGAAGAGGCCAAAUCCCCUGAGAAUCCCGUUACGUCCUCGUUCGCUCCGCGGGAUUUUGUGUUCAGCGCUCCUCUGGGUUUGAGUACAUUCAAACCCACCCCCCUUUCACCACGUUCUGCUGAUGCCUUCCUUUCGCCAAGUUUCAGUUUUGAGCCAAAGAUGGAUCACCGCUCCCCUUCUCCCACUCCUCCUCUCUCCUCCCAACCCUCAACACCUCCUCCUGCUUCAAGCCCUCCUUCGCUCACUGACCGCGGCACUGUUUCCAGUGUCCCGCCAACCGUUUCUUCUCCCCAACCCUCCCCUGCUCCUCCUGCUCCAUCUCCUCCCUCGGUCCCAGAGGAGCCCCAGCACGAUGUGCCGUAUUUCAGGGCAGUGGUGGUGAGUGAAACAGAGAGACUGACUGAACUGUCUGAGCAGUGGGAGGCCCGAUUUGAUGACACUUCUAUCCCAGAAGAGAUGAGAGACCGCAUGCGUACAGCUGUGGGCCAGGCCAGGCUGCUGAUGAAAGAACGCUUUGGUCAGUUCAGCGGGCUGGUGGACGACUGCGACUUUGGACGCGGCGAGAAGAUUACCACUUGCACCGACCUGCAGGGCUUCUGGGACAUGGUUUAUUUCCAGGUGGAGGAUGUGAACAGAAAAUUUAACGCGCUGAAAGAGGCUGAGGCCAGAGGAUGGCAGGAGGAGAGCAGAGCACCUGUGCGACAGAAGAGGGUUGUGAAGAAGCCUCCAGCAGCGGGAGGUAAGAGCGGAGCUGGUGCCAGUACCGCGGCUAAGAGUCGCCUCGCUGCCGUGAAGGCCGCCAUGAAGGCCAAGGCCAAGCAGGCCGCCGCAGAGAAACCCCCUGACGUCCCGGUCGACAGUCAGAACAACCCAACCGCUGCUGCCCCCGUCGCUGAGGCCCCAGCCAACACGCUGACGGCUCCCACCAUUGUGUUCCAUGGAGGCUUCUUCCAGGUGGAAAGUCCUGUCAAAUUAGCUGGUCCUGUUCGGAGAUCUUCUCGACUGAACGCAGCUCCAUCUCCCCAUUCUUCACCUUGUUUAUCCAAAUUUAGCACCCCAGGCAGACAAGUCCGCUCUGUAGCUGUCUCACGUGCUUCCCCUUUCCCUUGCAAGACCCCUACUCCUGCCCCAAAACAGCAGUCUGAUCCAGAAACUACCUGUACCCCUCACCGUCCAGCAGAUACUGCGCUGUGUUCCUCUAAAACUCCUCAGACCAGCAAUGACCAAACCGCCGCCUUGUGCCUCUCACCAGAGAGAGUCUCUCAAACCCUUGCCUUCCCCCAGAGUCAUUCAGACCUCCACUGUAAUACUGAUGACAACCAAUCAGGGCUUGGCAUUGUGACAACAGCCAAUCCGAUCGAUCAGCAGGACUGUUCGAAUCAUGACUCAGAGAACACCCCGUCACCCACUGAAAUUCAGCCACAGGAUUCUCCCAGUGAAACAGAAAGAGUGCAGCCACCCUGUUCUCCUGACCAAUUAGAAGGCAGCACGCAGCUUGAAGGCUGCAAUACUGAGCUGGUGUCUGCCACCCCAUCCUGCCAGGAGAGACCAGAGGAGGCCAUGGCUUCUGAGACCAGCCUGGUCCAUUCACCGGCCCAGAGAGCAGAUAUCGCACCAGCUCCAGUUCACGCUAUGAGUUUCACCCUUUCUCCAUGCACAUCCCACACCUCUCCAUCACAAACAGUGACCUCUGAUCUCACUGUUAACACCCUCUCCUCACCAUGUCUGAUGGUCACCACCCCACCAAGAGUCUCAAUCCAGCCUCCUGUCUCAAGUAAUGAUGGUUCCUCCACUGGUGAAGAUGUUGAGAUGUCUGGAAGUCCAGAUACAUCUUGCAAUGAGGAUAUGCCUGGUUUGGACUUUGAGCGUUACCUCCAAAAAACAGCGAGGUGCAGCACGUCACCAGGAGAGACUGUUGCCACAGAGACGUUCUCUCCCAUGGCAACGGAUGAGGAGAUGCGGAGUCCUGAAGAGCAGCAGGGUGCUCAGAUUCCAGAUGUGCCAGAGACUCCCACAGCACUUCCCAGCCUGGGACCACUGGUGUUUACCCCUCGGAGUGAAAAGCCCCGUGAUUCUGACCUCUGGCUGUUCACUCCAGAACCGAGAGACAGAGUGCGUCAGUCAGUGUGUGAACGUGACCUCAUGAUGUUCACACCUCCCUCCAACAAAUAA